Messenger RNA from Panthera uncia (snow leopard), 17087 nucleotides. It is a transcript of the gene ZNF217, whose product is annotated as zinc finger protein 217. The transcript is spliced from 5 exons. Gene Ontology annotation, cellular component: nucleus. Lineage: Eukaryota; Metazoa; Chordata; Mammalia; Carnivora; Felidae. The record is from RefSeq and is a predicted model, not a curated record. Gene Ontology annotation, molecular function: DNA-binding transcription factor activity, RNA polymerase II-specific; RNA polymerase II cis-regulatory region sequence-specific DNA binding. Gene Ontology annotation, biological process: regulation of DNA-templated transcription. The coding region runs from base 9556 to 12600 and encodes 1014 amino acids.
GGUGGGCAGGCGGGGACUUUUCCUAAAGGUUUAGUUACAGGAACAGGAAAGAGCCACCAGUGGCCACUUCUGGGACCCCAGUGGCCUGCUUACACAGGGAGUAGCAGAAACUUUAUUUUUUCUCUUUUUUUGUUUCCCCAAGAAAAGAAUAGUCGCUUUGGAGUUUAAGGCUUUGCUGUGUUCCUCUUUGAAAUUCCUUGAGCCUCAGUUUAUCUUUCUGAAUCAGCCUAUAGGGCUUGAAGCGCUGGCUUGAGCAUUCCUAAACGUGUAUUAAAUGCAGGGCUGUUGUUGCAGUGGUCCUUGGGCCAGUUUGGGGUCCUGUGGUAUUGACUACUACGUGCUACAUACUAGCUGGUUUCCUCGCUUUCUAGAUCAUUUGGAACCAUUAAGCUGUAUGUUUUAAGAAGCCUAGGUCUGAUUUAGUUCAGGUUGAUUCAAUUAUGUCUUCAUCGCUUUUGAGUUGGUUGAAUGAGUUGACAUGAGAUUAAGCCCAACAAAAGAAAAGGCAGGGUAGCAACAGCUGCCGGCCAGGCCUGGCGACUAGGUAGGGGUCUUGGGAGGCCUUGCACCUUCUCUUUUGUAUAUGUUAAGAAGUACAUUUAGAAAUGUUCUGUUACUGUACGCCCCCCCUCCCCUCCCCCGCCCCCCCAUGGAUGGAUGCCCUGGUGGAUAUCAGCUAAGACUUAAAAUACUAAAUUUUAUAACACUUUGAGUGAAUAAUCUAGCGUUUCUAAAAAGGCCUGUCGUGUCUGGAGGGGCAAGUGCGGAGUAAUAACCUAAUUGCUUUUUGUCUGAAAAAUAUAGCAGUCAAACCACUGGUUUGUGCUUGCUUAGUUAAUGUGUCUAAGAACUUUUAAGGUGUGUCCUUUAAUGGUAGAUGACUUUUUCUGAGAAGUCCUGUUUAUUUUAGAUACUGUUUUGUUCAGUGUCCCAAAGACUCGUAGUAGUGUGUGUGCGUUUGAUCCUGGUGUUCUAGUGAAAAACCCCUCCCACCGCCCCAAAUUGCUUCCAUUUUUAAUCAGUUCUAGAAGGUCUUAAAUUCAAGAGGCAGUGUGACUUACUUAAAAAUCCUCUUGUCAGUAGCCACAAGGCACACCAUUUAUUUGGCUUGUUUGUUCGAAUAGGGUUAAUAAUCUGAUUGCUUGGAAUGUUAAUUAUUUAGCGUGAAGAAGAGGAAGCCUCCUCCUCGGGGGCUCCACAUUGGUUUGCGUGCUGGGGGAGGAAGUGGGGGAGGAUUAUGACUUCUCCAGGCGAAGGACACACUUUUCCUUAGUGUCCAACUUGGUUCCAACCUUUUAUCUUCACGGCGCCUUCCAACGCUUGGCAGUGUGACCUUUGCUGUUUUUUAAUAACUUGUUAAGAUCGAAGUUUAGCAGUGGUCUGGGGUUCCUAUCCUUCCCUUUCACUUCCUAAUCAAAAAAAGGAACUAAUACACCACGUUGAUAAAGUUUGUAGAAAAUAUUUUCCCCCUUCACCCUGAAGAAUCUAUUUAGAUAACAGCUUUAUAACCCCCCCCCCCCCCCACCCCAGGUAGUAGAGGGGAAGAGGACGGAGGAGUGCUAGGGUUUGCCUUUACUCUUAAGGUGGAGGUUGAUUUGCAUUCUCUUUGUAAGCCUCCAUUUUUUGGCAGUGGAACUUCUGGGAGGAGUAGCCGCCCGUCUCCCUUCCAGUGGACCUUUAAAGAGGAAAUCAGAAAAUAAGACUUCAUCAUCCAGUCGCUUACAAACUGAUGAAAUCAUUAAGGAAUAUAAUGGCCUGGCAACGACAGAGUCCCUCUCUCCUCAUUUCAGAUAAUCACUUUACUCUCUUUUAACAACAUUUAUGAUGAAAUGGCAUGUUUUUGCCACAGCAGGGUUGCCUUUUCCCAACCCUGGAGCACUCUUAAUUCUGAGACGCUUGAUUAGAGCCUCAGGGGUCCCCAAAGAUGUGUUUUCCCACUUUAUAAAAUUACAUUCUUUUCUCCCUGUUGUCACAAAAAUGAUAUUGGUUGAUAAGAACUUUUGAGUAGUUUUAAUGACUCUUGACUGCCUACUAUCUACUACUUGAUUAAAAAAAAAAAAAGAUACUUUGAUCUGACUCUUUUAGGACUGUGCAUGAUCUGGACCUUUUUUUAUGUUUCACGUGAAGCUGUGUUCCCAUUUGCUCAAAGACCAUUUCAGUUCACAUGGUCCCAUCCCACACAUGCCAGGAUGGCCUGUGUGUUAGUUUUUUUGAGGUUGCUGGGGAUGACUUAUUUUAAAUGGCUCAUUGCUAAUUUCCUAUUUCAGUGUAACCCCCUGGCAGUUUGUUUAGUAAAUGAAUUGGGACCUUGAAGCCAAGGUCCCGAACAAUGGCUAUAUAUUUUCAAGGUUUAGAAUUGUACAGUAGGAACGAGAAACCUGAGACCGUUGUAUAAGCUGAUGAGUAUUCCACUAGAAUAAAGUAAGUGCAAGGAGAUUUUAAUUUAAACGACUACAUCUGGAAUACACCUAAUAGUUUUCAAAGAGUUACUGAGGUGUUACAAGUAAAAACCUGGAAGGUGUUUACAGAAUAGCUACUGAGCUGAAAUGAAAGAAAUCCUAAUCAUAUUAAAUGCUCCAAGUAGGGAAAGGUUUAGUUACAGCCUGUAAACUAAAGGAGGCUGGAAGAGUCUCGAUUUGUACACCUCACCUCCAGAUUUGGGAGGGGGAGGGGUGUUAACCAGAUUAAAAUGCACGUGGAAGAAAGAAUGAAUUACACAAAGACAGCAGGAAAUUUCUGAAAUUCGGGAGAGGGAAAGCUUGAUCGUCCUAACCGAACGGCCUCCUUUUGGGGGCAGCAGAAAGUUCUUGAAGUGUUGGCUGUUAGGAAGGGAGGCGAUCUGGACGAUUCCUCUCCGACCGAUCACACAGUGAGGCAAAUUGGUAGUGGUGUGUGGGGCAGAGGAUUUUGAAUGGAGACCACGAGGGCAGCUGGAAGUCUGACUUUGAGGAAGUGCGACCACCGUCCUUCUCUAAAAUCUGCCGUUCAGGGGGGGGAAGCCCAACCCUUUUUUAGAGCUGCCUUCAAAAAAAAAGCGGGGGCCCCCCCCCCCCCCCCCCCAGCAGCCAGCUGCCGCCACAGACCGCCCCUUUAUGCUUAACAUUGGAAUGUUCAUUAAACGACUCCACAUUUGAACAUUUGUUGACUGACUGUUCUUAACAUCCCAUUACUUCCUGCCCAGGCUAACUACAUAACUGAGUUACUGGAAAUCAGGGGCCAGUUUGGUAAUUUUAUGAUCACGUUGAGAAAUAAAAUUACUAAACCUGAAAAGACAGCCGGGGAAGUUAAAUGAGAGAAUUAGUUUGAAUUCCUGGGCUUUUGUUCCGAAGCUUUACCUAAGUUGUUUUUGACCUCCGCAUUCCUUCAAUUCGGGCUGAAGAGCUUCUGUUACCCGGAGUCAGAUGCCAGUUUUUUAAUGGAUUCGUUUGUGUUUUGUGUAUCGUUGUUCAUCAGUUGCCAGCGUGUCAGGAAACGUUUUGAAUUUAAACUAUGGUUCUGUGGACCGGAGCUAGAGUCCACAUCUGUUUUGUUCUCGAAUCCCAUUAGGAGAACUGCUUGCUUGUUUGUUUGUUUGUUUGUUUUUUCUCCUACCUGUGUCCAUCGGGGUGACUUCAACACAGUUCAUUUACACCAGAAGACGUGUGUUUUGGGUUUUUUGAAAUCGGUGGCUAAUUUUUUUUUUUUCAGUCCAGCAUACAAAUCUAAGGAACAGUGAUUCUAUACGUAUUAAUUGAAAGGAGAGCUUUCCCCUGAAUUUUGAAAGCAAACAGGUGACUUAAAAGAGCCAGACCUACAACCUUAGUAUUUACUCAACAGAGAUAGGGAGGGGAAUCUUUAAAUGUUGGCUAAAGAAAGAGCGCCUGCCUUAAAAGGCCGUGCCCGCGUUUGUAUUUAAUCUGGUUGGUUAAAUUGGGUAUAAUCAAGAACACUCACCAUUUGGCCUUGUGGAAAAAGUGGUGUAGGUGUGUGGGGUAAUGGUUCUAGUUCCUUCUGUACCUAUAUAUGCAGUUAUCUGUGUGUGCAGAUACACAAGCGUUUCCUUUGUGGGGAGCGAGAGGAUAUAGGUAAAGAUAGGUUGGCUUUUUCUUAUUGAAAUCUCUCUCUUUGGUGCAGUUCUGUCUAACAUCUUUCCAAAAGUAGUUAAGGUGUACUACUGGUGAAGUAGCAGGAAUGGAAUCUCUCAGAUCGCAAGGCUUCAUCUGACGGCCGCAUUAAAAGUCUUGUUUUAUUCAUUUCCCUUAUAGUUCUCUUUUUCCGAUCAGGAUGGGAUUUGUCAAAGCCAGUUUACAGACCACAGGAUCUGUUAAUAUUGAUAAUACCGAAACUAAAACUAGUUAUGUGGCUUCAAGUUCACGCUGAGAUCCUUUAACUGACCUUAAUUGAUUUGGAAUGAAUCAGGCAGAGUUUUUAAUCCUGACACUCAAAUGUACAAAUAUGACUGUAUAUUUUUAUAGUACUCUGGCCUCUAAUUGUAUUUAGAACUGAGCCCUUAUUACAGUUUCAGGAAAAUGAGAUGGCCGUAGGAUCUUCCCAGGCCUUGCCUUUGAACUGGCCAAUGGCUUUUUUAUUUUUAAACCAUUUGCUUCUGACUAGUUUUAGAUUGUGAUGCUGAAUAUAACCUUUUGAAUAUUUUAAUCUUUUCACUGAACUUUUAAACAUCUUUUCACAGCUAUAUUAGGAAAGUUGGGUUGACCAUUCAGCUCAUGGGUGUGACCUUGGUGAUUUCCUUGAAAUAGUGUUGAAGGAUUUAAAGUUACAGGUUUGGAUUGUCGCUGUGGCGUAACUAUGUACAGUUCUCCUCACUUGUCGGAUUAAGGAAAAAACUCAUAUGUGUAACGUACAGAAGGAACAUUUAUAGAAAAACUGUUAAGUUUCCUGACCAGAUCUUGGAGAUAAUUUCGCCCUUUACAGGAUACAAAUGAAACAGGCCAGAGACUAGCAGUUUGUUUGGGUGAAAUAUUUUAAUGAUCAUAUAUUUGGACACUUGAGUGACUCGGAGGGAAAGAGUAGAGUUGCAGGAAUACUGCAUAUUACUUAGUUAUAAACAGAAUUGGGUGUCUUUGACAGUUUUUGAGGACUUUGAAUUCCUCUUGCUCCAUCAUAGGGUAAUAAAUAUUCCAUAUCAAAAAAUGUAAGAUAACCUGUUUAGCUAAAGUGGAGGCAUGCUGUCUGUAAAGGUUAACAGUGUGAGUACGUUUGUACAUGAAGGACUAUUCCCAAGUCACAGCAAUUGUCAGCAAGGUGGCGUUUCCUUCUAAUUUGCUGUGCUUAAGCACAAAUUAUUGCAUUUUUUUCAUUAAGCAUUAUAUAAUGUGUAAUAUUUGCUAAUUUCAAAAUCUGUAGAUAGUGGCAGAAUCUCCUGAGCUUUACUCCCCACGGAGCAUCUGCUUUAAAACAAAACAAACAAACAAACAAAAAACAGAAAUGGCCCAAAGAGCAUUAGACUUCUAUUUUAGGAACUUCUAAGCAAUAUGGUUCCUACUGUUUUUCAAAGAUUAUGUUGUUGCACAUUUUUUUUAAAGUAUCUAAUCACAGUAUAAAGUAAUCACCAGUACUCUUGCGGAAUACGAGGUUAUGCCGGAUAACCUCUCGCCUCGGGUGCCUUGGGGGUGUAUAGCUGAAGGUUAAGUGUAUCGUCUCCCUGACUAAAGGUUUAAGAACGUUUUUUUAAACACUGACAAACAAUUUUGCAAACCGCCUUUCGGGAAGCCUAGUAUGUUCUGAACGCUCAACUUCUCUGCAAACUAAAAGCAUUUAGAUUCUAGGGGUCGGAUUAAGAUCCUCCCCCUCCUUCCUCCUCCAGUUCUUUGUGAAGACAGACAACUUCCUGGGCCGGCAGUGCCUUGGUGUGCCUGCCGUGGCUUCUGUGUUGCUCCACCUGGAGAGCAAGGCUCUAGGAAGGCUGUGUGUGGGUGUGCACUUCACUCGACUGGAAUGGUUGUUAUUAACAGUAAUUAGAUUAGAAUGUGUCUUUUUUGGUAAGUUUUGUUAUUAUUCAAGUAUUAUCGCAGUCACUGUUAAAGAUUGGGGGUUUUGUUUAGCAGAUUGGUUUUAAGUGAUACAGGUAAUUGGUUUAUAGUUUAAGGAAGUGUUUAGUCUGCAAACGGUUUCUUAAGUCAAGAGUCCGAGGCGUUUGUUGUCAGAUUUUCCUAGCUUGUCCUGCACGUCUGUCUUGGUGGGUCAGUAAGGAGCGUAGUUUUAAAUCUAAAUGAGAAGGUUUUGCCCAUGCUGGUCAACUUCAUGGUAGGAUUAAUUAGGAUCUUGUUUUCUAUUAUUACACCCUUGAAACUGCAGAGAAUGGUAAAUUAGACGGCAGCCAUGGAGAGCCGUGUAGAAAGAAGUUCUCAUGAACAUUCGGGUUAAUUUUAAUAUCAGAUCAGUUCAGACUGGUGACUGUGGCCAGAGAUGUGCAUUACUGAUCGUAUACCUGUACUGAUGACGUUAGUGUUUGUUAAUUUAUUCACCAGGGGUUUAUUGAGGGCCCGACCCCAUGCCAGGGACCCCUUCUAGGCAUGGGGACAUCAUGGUGAACAAGGUCGACAGGGUCUCUGCUCCUGGGAUCUUCAAACAGGUGGCCCAGGGUUUGCAGAUCUUGGGUGAGUAGUAAGGAUUGCUAUGACUCACCGGGAGUCUAGUGUUUAGGACAGUUGGGCACAGUCGAUGGCCAUCACAAUCUGUGCCAGAAGCUUCCCUUGAGGAGGAAGUGCUUCAGGUUUUGCCGGGGAGGUUCUCCUUCCCCAUCUGACCCUCGUAGGAGAGACUCCUCGUAGGAGACUCUUGUAGCUGGGGGGCCUAGGACGUCCAUCCCCUCAUCUCCAGGCCUCUGUUCCGCUCCUAAUUUUUUUUUUUUUUUUUUUUUUUUUGCACCGUGCCUCCUUUACUAAUCCUCUAGGUCUUGUGUUAGAAGCUGAUGAUGACUUCUUUAACCCAGAUAUUUGAACAUUUCAGAGACAAAAAUUGAAACUAAACUGAGGCAUUUCCUUCUGGUCACGCCAUUACCCUGGAUUGGAAAUAAUAGGGAUGUAUGUACCCACACCAUGUUUCUAAUUCAGAGGUUGAGUUUAGGAGUGGUGUCUUUUGGGGAAAGAUUAUUUGUAGGAAACUGGAGUUCCCCCAAACUUAAAAUAUCAGAGAGUAGUAAAAUUUCUUACAUACGUACACACACACACACACACACACACACACACACACACAGGUCCAACAUAGAGGACUAACUUUGAUUUUGGCAAAUUAGGACAUUGAAAAAAGUACUGAUUGCUAUUGCCACUCUUUCAUUUUAAAAAAGCUAGUUUGCAACCCCCAAAUAGAAAGGACCUCAAAUAGAGGACAGCCUCUAUUCAAAUUGAAAUUAAUCUGUGUCGUUUGUGUAGGACUCACUGAGUUGUCUCUCUGUUUUUCAUCUAGAUGUUGCCAGUGAAGACAGUGUUGUCAGUUUGAUAACUGCUUGUCUAGAGUAUGUACUGUUAUUUCUUCAGUUAAAAUAUUACCUGGUACACCGGCAUUCAGUAAAUACAGACUACAUAGAACCCUAAAUUAUCAGUUACGUUUUUCAGAUAUCACUUAAUAUCUUGAUUGGGAAAGCAUCAAAUAUUCUUUGGUGUCUGUCUAUCCAUACGUGUAGAUCUGCCCCUGGAACCAUAGAAAAUUUGGAACUCUUGAGGGUGAUCCUGUAAUUUAACCACCUGCAGUAGGUAGAUGAAGGUGAGGUAGGUAGGUGGUGGUGACAACUUUAAGGUUGUGACUUAGCCAGAACUAGAACUCGGGUCUUUGGAGUGUUCUGUUAAAGCCCACCAAGCUGGUAGCCAGCCCAAGAGUUUUAUCCUCCUUUGUGAUCACAACAAAGGACUCAGAAAUUAAGAUAAAACACUUCAGUACCUUCUUUCUUUUCCCUAAUCUUUGAUCUGCAGCCUUAUUUAGAAAAGCUUAAUGUUAAAGAUCUAGUGUAUUCAAAACUAAAGAUAGCAAAGAGCAUGAGAAUUUUCUUCUAUUAUGAGUAUAAAGAAGGGGAAGAAAUGUUUCCUUGUCUUCACUGAGCCUAGAGGCCCUUGCUCUUUGAGGAAGUGGAGAGAAGGAAAGUCAAGUCAAGGUGGUGGGAGUAGUUUGCAAGUCUUUUUGUUCUGUUGGGUGGAAUUAACAGACUUCAGGUUAAGUAGCUGAGUCUAUUUAGAAACAAUUCUGUGCUUGCCAGAAAGGUGGAGGGGAGGGUGUUGGGUUUGGAGGUUAAUUCUUCUCCAAGAAUGAAAAUUGGCUUCUAAAUCUGAGCCUGCAGAGCCACAUAAAGUAAUCAUCCAUUUUUCACCUGGCCAGUGCAUAAUGGGAAGGGUGGGUUAAAAGUGGGAGGACCCGUUCUCUGAUGAAAGACUGAGCCAUGUUGACCCUGCCGUGUGGAGGAUUUUCAAGUGUACCCUCACCGAGUAGCCUGGUGCGUGUGUUUCCUUAUUUGUUGUGUGCACAAGGGAGCCCUACCCUGACUUUUGUUGAAGGCAGUUUCUGCCUUCUGAAAAAGCAGCUGGGAUCUGGGCGGUGGGUCGAGGGCUAGAAUAUCCUGUGAACCAAAAUGAUUCAGGUUCCCCUUGGCCACGAUGAGCCUCAUUCUGAGGUGUUCUGUAGUUUCUGAAUGUGGAUUUUAGGAAAGGUUCCUGUUCUCGUGUGUGUUGUUGGCCUGUGCGUGUGUGAUCUUCGAGGGUGCUGUUCGGCAUUUGUGUCUCUGGGCCGUAUAGAAGACAGUCUGAAGUUCGGGCUUUAAACGUUUUAUUUAGAGAGGGCCUUGCUUGGCAUUCUUCCCAGUGGGUAUCGUCUCUAGAUUUGCAGGGGCUCUUUGUAAGGACACACGUUGCAUUGCAGUGGCAUUUAAACUGCAUUCAGCUGAAUUUAACCGUUUCUGUCCCGAAUCUUAAAGUUUAGACUUCAAUCAUUAGAGCACCACGUUUUCAGUUUCUUCCCUGGAUGAAAAUCCGGCGAUUUGGUGAGUGUCCUGAUUGGGUAAAAUGCUAACCAUUUAAUUAACGGGCAUGUUUAACAGGAUGCGCGAUGUUAGUCGGAAGUGGAGUGGGCGAACGAGGCACCUCUUCUGCCACAAGCGGACCAGCUGUGCGUCGUCCACACCGGGCUUCUCUUCCCUCUGGCCGCAGCCAAGUAACCAUUUCUGUGGUUUUUGGUUUUUGUUUUUCCCCCUCUAGGUUUUGGAAAUCCCUGGUCUCCAGGUUGCUGGGAUUGACUUCUUGCUCAGUUGAAUCACUCACUCAAUGGAGACAAAGAGAAUGAACGCUCCGUGCUGACUCCUAUUUGAAUCAAAGCGCUGGGGAGUCUGUCUGCCUUGUUUGUGCAAAGAACCAGUGGUUGGCUCUGCCACCGAGCUUCCUAAGACUUCUGAAGAUAAGAAGCUACAGGAAUAUAUACUUUGCUUCUGAACUUUUGUAACAAAUGCUUGUUCUCGUUUUAAGUCCAGGGCUGCUGGGGGCGUGAGUGACAAGUCUUACAAGCGGCCUUAUUCCAGUUCCAGAAAUCCCUCCGCCGGAUUCUCAUUUUGUAUACAAUCCUAAAGUGCCAGGAAACAUGCCAACUCAGUCCCUGCUGGUGUAUAUGGACGGACCAGAAGUUAUUGGCAAUUCUCUUGGUACCCAGAUGGAGAUAGAUGAUGCCGUGCCCAUAAAAGGGACCACCACCGUUCCUUUCCGAGCUACGCAAGAGAAAAAUAUCAUCCAGAUCGAAGGAUAUAUGCCCUUGGACUGCAUGUUCUGCAGUCAGACCUUCACGCAUUCAGAAGACCUCAAUAAACAUGUCCUGAUGCAACAUCGGCCUGUCCUUUGCGAGCCGGCCGUUUUGCGGGUGGAAGCGGAGUACCUGAGUCCCCUGGACAAGACUCAGGUGAGAACGGAGCCUCCGAAGGACAAGAACUGCAAAGAAAACGAAGAGUUCAGCUGUGAAGUGUGUGGGCAGACGUUCAGAGUCGCUUUCGACGUCGAGAUCCACAUGAAGAAGCAUAAGGACUCCUUCACUUACGGCUGUCACGUGUGCGGACGGAGGUUCAAGGAGCCCUGGUUCCUUAAGAACCACAUGCGGACACACACCGGCAAAGCGGGGGCCAAGAGCAAGCUGCAGCCGGGCGCCGAGAGCCCCGCCACCAUCAACGAGGUGGUUCAGGAGCACGUGGCCGAGAGCAUCUCCUCUCCUUACAAAAUCUGCAUGGUUUGUGGCUUCCUGUUUCCAAAUAAGGAAAGUCUGAUCGAUCACAGGAGGAUGCACGCCAAAGACACUGCUUCCGGCAGCGGCAGCGGAGGCACACAGACAGACUCUCCGCAGGGGGGGAUGCCAGCCCCGGGGGAAGAGUUCCUGCAGUUCUUGAACCUGAGGCCCAGAUCGCACCCCGAGACCGGGAAGAAGCCCACCAAAUGGAUAGCUCAGCUCGAUCCGUUCACCACCUAUCAGGCCUGGCAGCUGGCCACCAAAGGAAAAGUCGCCGUGUGCCGAGAAGUGAAGGAGCAGCCAGGGCAGGAGGGCAGCACCGACAACGAUGAUUCGUGUUCCGAAAAAGAAGAGCUCGGAGAAAUUUGGAACGCCGGAAAAAGCCAUUCCGAAGGUUCUGGAAAGCCCAAGCCAAGCAAAAGCGGCUGCGCGGGCCUCUCCCAGGACAAGGAGAAGCCCAGACCCUCCGGCGGUGAAGUGCCUUCCGUGGAAGCCGACCCAAAGCUGUCCGGGAACAAAGAGAAGCCGACGCACUGCUCUGAGUGUGGCAAAGCCUUCCGGACCUACCACCAGCUGGUCUUGCACUCGAGGGUCCACAAGAAGGAUCGGAGGGCCGACGCCGAAUCGCCAACCAUGUCCGUGGACGGAAGGCAGCCUAGGACGUGUUCUCCGGACCUAACCACCGCCCUGGACGAGAAUGGAGCCGUCGAUCGAGAAGGCGGUUCUGAAGAUGGGUCUGAGGACGGACUUCCGGAAGGGCUCCAUUUGGAUAAAAAUGAUGAUGGAGGAAAAAUAAAGCAUCUUACGUCCUCGAGAGAAUGUAGUUACUGUGGGAAGUUUUUCCGUUCAAAUUAUUACCUCAAUAUUCAUCUCAGAACGCACACAGGUGAAAAACCGUACAAAUGUGAAUUCUGUGACUAUGCUGCAGCCCAGAAGACCUCUCUGCGGUAUCACCUGGAGAGACAUCACAAGGACAAACAGAUUGAUAUUGCCGCGGAAGUCAAGAACGACGGGAAGAACCAGGAGCCCGAAGAUGCACUACUUACCCCCGACAGUGCGCAAACCAAAAAUUUGAAAAGAUUUUUCGAUGGUGCCAAAGAUGUUAAAGGCAGCCCACCUGCAAAGCAACUUAAGGGGAUGGCCUCUGCCUUUCCGAAUGUUCUGGGCAGCACUGUCCUCUCACCAGUUCACAAAGAUACUCAGGAUUUCAAUAAAAAUGCAACGGAGGACAGUACUGAUAGAGUCUGCAAAACUCCUGCCCCCGCCUAUUUGGAUGCGUUACCCAAGAGAGCGGCGGGUGACCCUCAGGCGCAGGAACCCACGUGUAGAACAGAGGUGGGGGUCCCCGGAGGUGCGGCCCGUGCGGCCGAGGUCGGUCACCGGGAGAAGCACGUGGGGACGGCGACGGCGGCCGAGGGCAAGCACAAGGCCGGCGCGGACUGCCAGGAGAAGCCUCUGAACCUGUCCCUCGGGGCGCUUCACGGCUGCCCGGCCAUUUCUCUGAGCAAAAGUUUAAUCCCAGGGAUCACCUGCCCAUUUUGUACCUUCAAGACCUUUUAUCCCGAGGUUUUGAUGAUGCACCAGCGACUGGAGCAUAAGUACAACCCCGACAUCCACAAAAACUGCAGGAGCAAGUCUCUGCUGCGAAGCCGGCGCACCGGCUGCCCGCCCGCGCUGCUGGGGAAGGACGUGGCCCCGCUGGCGCACUUCCCCAAGCCCAAGGCCAGGCCCGCGCCCGCGCCGCCCGCCAAGGCCGCGCCGGCCGACCGGGACCGCGACCGCGACCGGGGAAAGCCGGGCCCCGCCGCGCCCGCCAGGCCCCCGCCGCCCCCGGGGCUCGACCCCAGCACUUUAGCGCCCAGCAACCUGAAGGCGCCGCGUCCGCCGCACCAGCCGCAGCCGCAGCCCGGCGGGGCGCAGGGGGUCGCCCGGCCGCCGGCCGACGCCGCCAACCCAGAGAGGGGCCGGAGGCCCGAGGCCAAGGCCAGGGCGCCCGCCGGCCCCGCCCCGCCCGGUCCUGCCGCCGCCAACGGCUGUGCGGAGCGUCCCUGGGCGCCGCGGGGCCGCGACCCCCCGAGCGGCCGCCCCGCCGAGCCCGGAGAGCCGCUGCCCAAGCGGCCGUGGCCCGACGCCGAGCCGCCCGCGCCCACCUUCCGCCGGGCCUUCGAGCUGCCCAAGUACCACGUGGUGCGCGGCCUGCAGUCGCUGCUGCCCGCCGAGUGCGUGUGCCCGCCGCCCGCAGCGAUGCCGCCCAAGCCCCGCGCCGCGCCCGCGCCGCUCUUCGCCUGCGGGCCCGCCGCCGAAGGAAAAAGACCUGUGUCCUAUCAACACUUAUCUAGCAGCAUGCUACAAAAGAGAAACUAUGAGAAUUUUAUUGGGAAUGCACAUUAUCGACCAAAUGAUAAAAAAACUUGAUUUCCUGUUUCGGGUAAGAAAGGUCCCGAUGGAUGUGUGUUCUGUCCAUGAAAUUGAGUGAGUCCAUCCUUUGAGAAGGCAGAUGGCGGAAGCUCGUGAAAUAAGCUGUGACCGUGCCGUGCAUGUAACAUACCAGGAACACUACGGUUUUGUAAAGUUGUUCUGUUAACUUUUGUACCAAAUGGCAAUAAAAACCAUAGUUGGAACAGUUGGGUUGUACACAAAUGGAGACUGCAAAUCUCUAUUUUGUCCCUGAAUAAUAUUUUUUUUAGAGUUGACCAAAUAAGGAGUCUUUUGCAUACUUGAGCGCUGCUGAACACAAACCAUCCGGGUGGGGGGGCGGGGGGGGGGGGAGAGUCUAUAACGAACGCUUGCACCUCAGGUAACUCUGUACAUACGUAAGUUCGAAACCUGCUUGUUCAGAUACUGUGCGUCCCCUUUCUCUCUCCUGUAGCUCAUCCCCAUGAGCAGCUCCUGCUGUUUGUGUGUUCUUUCAUGGAAAAUGUAUGUUUAAAAAAAAAAAAAAUUCCCGAUGAUUUGUAUUAUGUUAAAUCCUCCUCAGUGCGUCGUCUUAACAAAAUUGUGAACGGAAGUAUCGACCCUCUGUGACUAUGUGCUGCAUAUACUGAGGUCAGCCAUUCUGAAUUCGGUGCCCUUUCAUUGCAAGUUUUCAGUCCGUCAACUGAGGAAGAGUCCCGAUCUGCGACCCUUUUCUGAGAGCAGCCUGUGCCCCGUAGGGUUUUUAAGCGGGCGUGUCUACGGAGAAGUGCGUCUGUCCUCUUCAGGACAGCCCCAUAUCCAGUAAACAUACCAAAUUCUAUGUGGAGUUACUUACUUUCUGUCAAGUUCAUCACUUUUGUUGGAAAAUUCAGGGUUUUUUUGGCUUUCGCUUAAAUUGGUAUGUAGAAAACCUGAAAUGCUGAAUUUACACACGUGAAUUUCAUAUAUUGGGAGCGGUUUUAAAGGACGUGAAAGCGUCUGGGUAAAUUUUAGGUUUGUAUCUGGAAGUCCUGGUGUGCCUGGCCUUUGGGUUAACCGUGGACGUACACGAGUUAAUUGUAGACACGUUGAUUCUGAAUAAGGAACUGCCUGCCGAGCCUUCUGGUAAUGGGGAGGGUGCGAUCUGGUUCUUGACCUCAGUUGUCUUCCCAUUUUUGGUUGUGUUGAGCAACCAGAUGUAGUUUGGGUUUUAAAGCGAGGAUGGCCACCAGCUGGCUUACUACUAGAUGUUUUAGACUUUUGUUCCCUUCCACAUGCUGUCCGUGGCUGAGUUUAUUCAGCAGUACGUGGGUUUAGCAACCACAAGAUAUUUUAUUAAGAAAACUGUUUCAAAAAUAAAUUUGCACUGUUAAGUUUUCUUGCCCUGCCCUUCUGCGUUAGAGCGAGAGUAAAGUCCUACAAGAAUCCUGAUUUUUUUUGUUUUCAUUAUGCAACACGAAGCGUACUUGACCGAGAAGUCUUAACUCCCGUGGGAAAGGGAGACCUGAUUGGUCUGUUGGCCUUGUAGUGAAGUGCUUUGUAUCAGGAGAGAGUAGUACACUAUCCACCAUUUUUCCUGUUCACAAGCUGAGCCAUAUGUACAUAAUCUAGAUUUUUGUUUUCAUAGUUUUGCACUUUUAUAGCCUAUUUUUGAAGAUUUAACACAUUUGCAAGAUGAUUGACUUGAUCUUUGCCUAAUCCAAUGAGUGUUACAGAAAGCUCGCUGUGACUAUAAAUGUAAAUCUUUAAAAGGGGAUACGAGAUAAUAGAGGGCUGAAAUUUAAACCUGUAUUUAAAAAAAAAAAAUCACCAAAUCUAUUUGAAAACAAGUCAAUUCAUGUCAUGCUGAAAUUUGGGGGGGCUUUCAGAUUUCUCUUUUCUAACCACAUUUCUCAAUUUCUGAAUACAUAAAAAUGUCCUUUGUUCCACAGCCCUUGUCCUCCAUUUUUUUUUUUUUUUUUUUUUUUUAUUUUUUUUUUUUUUUUUUUUGUCCAUCAGUAUUAACUAUUGGGAUACUACUGGUUUUGUAUGUUUUUUUUUUUUUUCCUUUGAGACAACAGUACAUAUAAUAGAGGUACAAUCCGUUGGAUUUUUGUUUAUGUAUUUAUUUCAUUCCAGUUUGAUUUAUUUUAAUUGUUGAUACUUGUCAAACAGUAGACAUUACUUGUUUUAUUUAUGAUAUAUUUCAGCUUAAAGUUAUGUUAUUAUAUGUGGAUGUAAAUAUAGAUUUGGUGUUUUGCAGUCUUGGUUUGGGUCUUUAUUGCGUCCCUCGUUUCUGCUUUUAACUUUUUAGAACUACAACUUUAAGCCUACAGUUUAGUAGAGGGGUUCGUGUAAUGAGUCCUCACCCUCGCCAGCAGCAUUUUUUUCUCCCCCGAGUAUUUUAAAGCGAGUCUCAGACACGAUUUAGUUUCAUCCCUACGACCCUUCGCUGUGAGUCCCUAACGGAUAAGGGCUUUCAUGGUCACACGUAACCAACCACGAUGUCCACACAGCCUUGCAAAAGUGUCGUCUUAGAUUUGGUCAGUUGAGUUGUGAUCAAGACCCAAACAAGAUCCACUUAGUUUAGAAGAUCGUUUUUUAUUUAUUUAUUUAUUUAUUUUUAGUUAUUUUAUUUUAUUUUAAAAAGAAAAUUUUUUUUAACGUUUAUUUAUUUUUGAGACAGAGAGAGACAGAGCGUGAACGGGGGAGGGUCAGAGAGGGAGACACAGAAUUGGAAACAAGCUCCAGGCUCUGAGCUGUCAGCACAGAGCCCGAUGCGGGGCUCGAACUCACGGACCGCGAGAUCAUGACCUGAGCUGAAGUCGGACCCUUAACCGACUGAGCCACCCAGGCGUCCCUAGAAUAUCGUUUUUUUUUUUUUUUUAAAUCUUGUUUUAAUUCACAUCUCCCUCCACACACACCUUAGAGGACAUUUUACUUAGUGAAGAGGCUGCGUCAUUCGUCCUGUAGAAGUUGGCACCUUGUUAGAGUUUAUUGCAUAUUUGUGGUUUCAUCUGACCUGUUUUUCCAGUCUAUCUCCUAUAAACUGGUGAAUUAAAUCUAGGGGUUUAAAGUAGAUUUGAGCUCAGUUUUGGGGAGCAGGGGUCUGUGUGCUCCCAAUCGCAUCACCUCUGGACAUGUACAAUAUUUGGUUUUCCAACCUGUAGUGACGUUUGAUCAGUGGGUUCAGGUGUCAGACUAACCAGCCGUAAUAAAGUUCCCCAUCAACCUUUCUCCUUUGGGUUUUAGCAGCCACUGACGAACAUUAGGGAUGUUGCAAAAGGUGUUUGUUUGUUUUUUUUUUAAGUUCUGUCAUUUCCUCUGCAUUUAUUAUUGGACAGAAGACCUCAUGUGAUUAUUUGAUGACCUUGAAAUACAGCUUAAACAAGACAGGAUAAAUAAAACUUGAUUCUCCCCCUUGAUUAACCAGCCUUGAGAAUAAUGUCUGGUCCCAGACAAGACUGGUGAAUGAACUUUCGAAUUUUUUGUUAAGAACUCACUGUACGUUUGACAAGUUGUCAGCAAAUUGUAGGCAUCAUUUUGACGCUCAGAAUCUUCGGGGUCUCUGGCCGACAGGGUCUCCUUCAAGUUGGCUAUGUUUUGGACAACACUCUGGAGGCUUCUUGGUUUUAAGGCAGGCGUUCUGAGCUCUCCUUGACCAUUUCCUGACCCGGACCUGGAGAGUUACUUACCUGAGGACCCUGGGUUCCUUUCCUGGGAAAUGGUAAUUAGAAAUGGUGAUUUGGGGGUAGGCUGCUUCAACCCCAGGGCCUUCAUAACAGAGAAAGGAUAUAUAUGCUCUUAAAGAGUAAAACAAAACAACACUUGAGUGAAUUAUAUUGCUGUUUUCUGCCCUGCCCUCCCCUCCCCUCUUCCCUCUUUCUUUCCUUCCCUCUUUCCCUUUCUUCCUCUUUUCUUUCUUAUUUUAAAGCAAUUUCUAAGCCAAAGAGGGGACUCAAACUACAACCUUGAGAUGAAGAGUCACAUGCUCUACCAACAUAGCCAACUAGGUGCCCCUAUAUGGCUGUUUCUGUCUCAGAAUUAAAAUAGUGCUUUUGUUUCUUUGAUUUUUAUAUUGUAUUCUCUGAAAAGUUGGGUUCCCGAUACCCACAUGGCUUGCUUUACCCUACUACAUAUAGCAAGGAAGUCAUGAUGCCAAUAUUAUUACCAACAUUCUAAGGGAAGAUUUCAAACUUGUUCAAUUUCACUUGUUUGUAAGUGGGUUCUCUCAACUGGUGGUCCCAGAUUAGCAAAAUCAUCAUCGCUGGGAAGUUGCCAGAAAUGCCAACCAUCAGGCUCACACACCCGCUGAAUCAGAAACUUUGGGGGUGGGGUCCGGCAGUCAAGUCUUCUGUGGUCCCUGCUCUCUACUGCGUAAAUUCCACUCCAGAAACGCAAGCAUGGUUGAGGGAGCCCAAGCUUCUUUAUGUGGGCUUGCCAACAUACGCUCUUGGGUUCAGUGUUUUCCAUCUUUAGAUUCUACUUUGCCUUUUUUUUCCUUUUAAAUACAGUUUCGUUAUGUAAAA